Drosophila rhopaloa is the source of this 2301-nucleotide messenger RNA. Its product is annotated as transmembrane protein 165. Gene Ontology annotation, molecular function: calcium ion transmembrane transporter activity; manganese ion transmembrane transporter activity. Bases 205 to 1731 code for a protein of 508 amino acids. The record is from RefSeq and is a predicted model, not a curated record. The transcript has 7 exons. Gene Ontology annotation, cellular component: Golgi apparatus. Lineage: Eukaryota; Metazoa; Arthropoda; Insecta; Diptera; Drosophilidae. Gene Ontology annotation, biological process: Golgi calcium ion homeostasis; calcium ion transmembrane transport; manganese ion transmembrane transport.
AGGCAAUUGAUUUAUCUGCCCGUUCGCGACCCGUUUUCUGUUCUUAUUUAUUUUUUUGCGGGCCAAUCAACGCGAAUUUGUAUUUGUGUUCAUUCGAGGGCAACGGACACGUUAACGUUUAAAGUACAACGGAUUGCCUUAAACACGGAUAUUUGCAUGAGGCAAGAAUAGAGGAGCAGCAGUUCCCAUCCACAGACAGCAAAGAUGUCACAAAACCAAUCCUACUUCUGGCAGACGACCAGACACAAUGUAUACCUGAAGCGCUCAGCCAAAUGGCACAUGGCGCUGGCCUUGAUGGUGGUGCUCACAUUUGGCACAAUUUGUGCGGCGGAAGCUCAACCGGAUAGUGCGGACAAUGCGGUUAUUGAAUCUGGAAUACAGAGCGACCUGGACAUGCAAGCAGAUUUGAACAAGCCAACGGACCUGAGCUCUUUAGCGGAAAAAGCAAACGAUGUUCCGGAUGGGCCAAAACCGGAUGGAACCUUUAUCGAUGCGUUUACCGCAUCGAUCUCUGUUAUCUUACUAACAGAGCUAGGGGAUAAGACUUUCUUUAUAGCUGCCAUAAUGGCCAUGCGCCAUCCGCGUUUGAUUGUCUUUGGCGGUGCCAUUGCCGCCUUGGCCCUAAUGACGGUACUCUCAUGCGCAUUUGGCAUGGCAGCGAACUUUAUUCCUAAGGUUUAUACGUAUUAUAUCUCAACUGCAUUAUUUUUAAUAUUCGGUUUGAAAAUGCUGUAUGACGGCUACAAAAUGAAGCCAACCGACGCUCAGGAGGAAUUGGAAGAGGUUCAAUCUGAUCUGCGCAAGCGCGAGGAUGAGUUGAUGCGCAAAGCCAGCCGAAAGUACGAUGACUCGGAGGGCAAGCGAAAGAACAGCAACUCGGACAAGGAGGAUGCCAGCGAGCAGGCGCUUGUCCAUGGCCGCAACUCCGUUCCCGGCGUCAGUGAUUCCGACAUGCAGCACCGCCAGCGAAAGCAGCGCAACCACCUCAACAACAAUAACAGCACCACCCAUUUAAAUAGUAAGCAAAAUAGCUGUGAUAAAACUAGCACCGAUGAAGAGGACCGGGAUCAGCACGAGUCGGAGGUGUUCCUGAAGGAGGGCGGCCGCAUUGUGGAACAGCUCAAAAUGAAGACCUACCACAGCAGUCCGGCCCACUCGGCGGCCUCAUCAAACCAGACCGAACAAACCAACUCCAUUGCCGCCUCCACAACCACCGUCGAUGUCCAGCAGGCUGGUCAUCCCACCGAUCCGUCCGUCGGAGGUGCAUCGGAGCCCCGUGCUCCGCUGGCCGGAUACGAUAGCAUGCAUAGUCUCAAUGGCAGUCUCAACGGGGUUCCCGCCGGACCGACUAAUGGCACCCUCAAAGCACGGCUGGACCGUGAUGUGAACGCGGCGCUGGUAAAUGAUGCCGAGAGCGGUCGACGCCGCCCACAAAAACGUGGUGCAACCUAUUUCACCAUGCGCAUCCUGGCCCAGGCCUUCACGAUGACCUUCCUGGCUGAAUGGGGUGACCGCUCUCAAGUGACCACCAUAGUGCUCGCCGCCAACAGGGACGUUUUUGGCGUUAUCUCUGGCGGAAUUGUUGGCCACUGCAUCUGCACUGGCCUGGCUGUGAUUGGAGGUCGUCUAUUGGCUUCCAAAAUCUCUGUUCGCACUGUCACCAUCGUGGGUGGCAUUGUGUUUAUCGGAUUCGCCAUCUACGCUGUCGCCAUGCCACCAAAGGGCAUUUAGGCAGGCGGAGCAAUGGAACUCCAGACGAGAUCACCCGUUGACGACCCCACAUUAUUUGAAGAUUUAGUUGUAGGUACUACCUUAUAAACCCUGUUUUCCUUCGAGGAGCAUCAGGAAAGGCCAGGAUUGUAUUAAUUAAUCUAAAGAUGAAAUUGAUUCAUGUAUUUUGCUUGCCAAACAACAGAACGAAACUAAGAAAAGACAAAAGUGCCUUCAGUGCUUUCCGCUUCGGCCAUGACAUACAAAUUUAGUUCACCUAAUGAAUUCUUCUGUUCUAAAAUAGCCAACAACACAAAUUUUCUUUGUCGAAUUAUUUUGUGUUGAUUUGAUUGAACGUUCAGUUUCGGUUUCGUGUUAAGUAUUAAAGAUGAUUGUACACACGCGUGGUAAAGCGACCGGGUUGCCUACGCUCCUCCGAUUUGGACCCCUUUCUCCCCAUACCACAUCCUUAUUUGCAUAUUUGUUUACGUAGCAGUGUUUACUUAAUGGAAACAACCAAAAUGAAACUUUGUAGAUUUGAUUAUUUAUGCGAUUUUUGUAUGAAAAACUUAGUAAAUUGAGCAAAACUUA